Anopheles nili is the source of this 4404-nucleotide messenger RNA. RefSeq lists its product as uncharacterized. NCBI's taxonomy places the organism in Eukaryota, Metazoa, Arthropoda, Insecta, Diptera, Culicidae. Bases 1 to 4404 code for a protein of 1467 amino acids. The record is from RefSeq and is a predicted model, not a curated record. The transcript has 10 exons.
AUGGUUCUCGAAGCGGUACGAAAUGGUGAUGGAACGGCGACACAGCCGAUGCUUCGCAGUUCGUCAAACAAUAGCGGAGGACCCGUUCUUGUGCGGCCAACUUCGCUGCAACCUCCGGAACGGGAGCCGGUGAAUUUCCAAAUCAAUCUCAUAGGUGCUCCGCCCGAAGUGGAACAGCUCAUCGAACAUAUAAAAUCCGUCGCUGAACAGUUUCUGUACCAUUGGAAAACAUUUCCUAUCAAUUUACCUACUCCACUUUCGGUGACACCUGGCGGUGGUGUUGGUAAUGGAGGAACAGCUGUCGUUGCUGCAACCGGCCAAAAUGCAACAUCUCUAACAGUUCCCGGUAGCGGUGGUGGAAGCAAUGUCAAUCUGAACAACGCCGUCGGCAACCGAAAGACUCGUCCUAUCAAUCUGCGCGAUUUGUUCAUUGCACCUCCAUUUGACGAGCUUGACGCUGUCGCCGCGGAUGGCAGUGGAGAGCCACGGUUGCUUACCAACGCCCAGUUGCGAUCAUUACGUGAACGUGGCUUGCAAAAGGACAAAUUUGGAAAACCGAAGAAAUUGAAUUGCGAACAAUUGGAAACGAUACAGUGUACUGGUGAAUUUGAAGUACCUAGUCUGAACUUCCCAGGCCAGGUACACCGCUGGCAACUAUCGCAAUUCCUGCAAAAGGGCUCCGAACGAACGAGGGACUCGCUGCUUAGCGAUUUAGCGUUAUCUGCACGCUUUAUUGUUAUCACUGCCAAGGGACGACUGACUGGUCAUUUCUUCUCCGUUGUCCAUGCCAUCCGUGCACUGCUACACGGAUUGAUCAAAUUGGUAGACAUGGUUGUCGGCGUUCCCUCGUUGCUAGCGCAUAAUUUAGAUAAUAAAAUUAAAGAAGAGCGUUGUCGGUUUCUGGUAGCGGAACUAGUUUGUAGAAGUGAGUAUGAAGACUGUCUAGAUUCGCUGCGCAGCUACGUGCGCCAACAGCUUCGCCGGGCAACCAUGGAAAAAUUCGACGUUAACUGCAACCAAGCGCAACCGAUCCCCUAUCUGUACCUGACGCCCAACGGUCAGGACAUCGAUCUACGCUUGUUUUCGAAGGACACGAUGCGUCGCGCUCUGCCGAUAUUGGUCGGUAUCCUGGAGAAGGAAACACGCGGCUGGUUUUUGCACUUCCGCGAGCGGCUUAUUGCCGAGCUGCGUGAGCGUAAGAUGUCGGAUGCCGAAAUCGAGGAAGAAGUGAACGAAGCGGUCAUGAAAGAGUAUCUGCAACGCGUCUACACGUCCAUCCUGUCUAAUCCGGAGCUGACCGAGUUGGGCGAAGGAAUACCACAACUGCUUGUGCAGCAAGCCCAAUCCGUGGUCAUUAUGCACAAGGCGGCAGAUAAAAUACAAAAGGAGCUGAAAAAGUCUCGUGAAGAAAUGGAGAAGACGCUGCAGGAGCAACAUCCUGUGCUGUCGCGUGUCUUUCCAUGGUUACGCGCGAAACUCAAUGCCGGUGAGCAGGCGAAAUUGUCGAAAAUCACCUGGGGUGCACAUGAAGAAGCGUUGCGCGCCGCGCAAAGACACAAUUUGCAUCAAACCGUUUACUUUCUCAACCGAGAUUUGGCUUUCAUGAAAGAGCGUGAACCGGUUCUGCUGAAGGAGUUGAAAAAUGCCAAAGCACCAACACGAAACUUCCAGUGGGCGUGCCGCAUCUGGUCACCGAAAUCGUGGAUCAUUCGCCGCAGUUUUCAGGGACACUCGGAAGUGAUACCGACCGUGAUCUGUCAGCAGGCCACCUCCAUCGUUACGCCGCGGUCGGAUCCCAGCCAACCGGUGUUUCUCGUCGAAAAGGAGCUGAUCCGGUCAACGAGCACCCGAUGGCCCAUGUGGAGGCUGUUGAAUCUCUUCCAGCGCACUUGGACCUGGACAUGGAACAUAAUGUUUCUGCUCGGCGUUAUAGUGCCGUGGUGUAGCCCGUUAGGUUUGCGUGCAUUAUUUUGCAAGAAACCGUUCAUGGCGGACCUCGAACUAUCGCAGGUUAAUGGGACACUAUUUCCACGUAAAACCAGCAUCACGCAGACUAUGAUUUCGCGUCUUAUGGAACUGUGGCGGCACAUUUCGAAAGCACGAACACAUUUCGAAACCGAACCGGACACGGGUUUUAUCGGCAAGGGGAUGACGCGCCACUUGAACCGGCUGUAUAAUUAUUUCAUAAAGGGUUUCCUCGGUACGCUUGCGAUAUUGGUGUUGUUUCCGCUGCUCUGCUUCACGGUGAGCGCGUUUAGCAUGGCACUGGCCAUCACCGCACCGCUUUGGAUGCCCUUCAUUACCGUUACGCUGCAUCUGUAUAUGAUGCUGGUCUAUGAUUUGGAUUGUCCAGACGAGAGCCGGCGCAAUCGAUACUGCAUAUUUCUCGAGGCCGUUGGCUGGAACAUCGGUGUGCAAGGAUUGCUGCAACCGCUGGCAGCCGUGCUGGUUGCGUCCGUCGUAUGCCCGUUAAUAGCCGUGUUAGUGUUCUUUGUCGGCAUUGUUCGAUAUUGGGUAAGGCUGUUUUGGGACGCGGCCACCUUUCAUUUGUUCAUCAAAAAGUGCGGUCGCGUGCCGGCGAGCGACAGCUUUGCUGUUCGUCGUAUAGCUGGUCCUGGGUUGGCACUAGAUUAUUACUUUUCAAUCAAACCGGAACAAGCACUAGCCGCAUUUGAAGCCAAGAUGGAGCUCGACGAGUUGCAGGCGUUCCAGCAUUCGAUGGAGACGAUUAUCUGCCAACCACAGAAGGACUUUAGUCAGUUUGUGGAAGCUUGCUUUGGACCGUUCUCGGCACAGCUAUCGAAAAGUGUUGGUCCGUACCGUCAGCUAGAGCGCGAGGGUCAAGACCUGAUGACGUCGUUGCACGAAAAACUCGAAAAGCGUCGUCGGGAUCUGCAGACAGGGCUCACGACGGCGGUUAAAUCGCGUAUCAAGCUGAACACAAUGGAGCUGAAGAUCGUCAUCCAGCAAUCGGCGUACAUGCUAGAGAAAUUCUACCCUUCGCAUGUUAUAGCACGCCUGUCGAUCGGCGAGGAGGAGUUUUGGGAUGCCAAGGGUCUUUCGGUGGGAGAUUGGGCUGGCCUGGCCGGCAUGUUGUACGCAGACAUUUUCAGUUUGGAUUUCUUGACACCUCUCACCGAUACGGACACUCAGUUCAAGCUGGAACCGCACGCGCAGCUAGAUCUAAACCGGUACAACGAAAUGGUGCAAAACACGAGUGACAUCAUGGGCAUCAAUGGACCGGAUUUGCUAGGAAAUGUGUAUGCGCCCCGUGGCAAUAUUCAGGUACACUCGCCGUACCUGGAGGUGUCCGCAUUCAAUCCUCGCUCGCGUGUCAUGAUAAACUCACGCCGAGCAGAAAAACGCAAUGAUACGUCCUCCUCCGGAUUGACAACGCCACGCGUGCGAGCACGUCGUUCGCCAAUGCCAUCGCCGAAGCAAAAAACCCAGAGCUGGAAGCCCUGGAAGCGGAAACAGCAACCGAAGCAUGCGGCAGAUAAAAUGCUCAUUCCGCUGCCAAUUCCGCACCCGGUACACAUUGCCAUAUCAAUCUACAACCGCGAUUCGGAUCAACCGAUUCCGGUCGAGUCAGAUCUGUGCUGGGAAAUUCUACGUUCCAUCGAAGAAUGCCAGGGAGAUCAAGAGGCGAUCGUGCGUUUCCGAGAGCUUGGCGAUCGCAUUGAUGGUGGACAUCACCAUCAUCACCAUCUCCACCAUCAUUCCCACCCGAAUCGUUCGGUGGGAAUCAGUGUGGAUGGAUUGGCGGCUAUAGAUAGCAGCAUCGAUUCGCUCGACUCGCAGAACUCAUCCAACUCUGGCACAAAGGACAGCAUGGACAUGAUGGCGGGCGCAACGGAAACGCUACCGUGCACGAACCGCGAGGUAACAAUCAUCAUGCCUACGACCGUACUCGGAGUGGAUGACGACGAUGAUGAUGUCGUUGGCGCUGAUGGUCGAGGACGAACAGAUACUGGCGGUGAUAUAACGCAACUCGGUACCACUAAUACGACCGUCGUGAUGAUGCCCUCGACAAACGGAUCUGGCAGCGUAACGACGACGACGGUCGCUAAUGUCGGUGGAGGCACCGGAGGAGCAUCGACGCCGUCAUCUGCCACCACCGGACCGACGCAUUUCCACUGGACGUUGCGGAACUGGGGCGGAGGAAAUGGACAGACGGGGGCGCAAGGAAAUCGCCGACGAAAUACCAGCUACACGUUCAGCAGCGCCACCACGACUAGCGGUGGCGGAGGAGCUGGCCAGCUCAACAGCGGUAGCGGCAAUAAUUCGGCCAACGAUAGCCAGCUGGAUCAAAUUCGCGUUGACUUAGCUAGCCCCGAGGACAUUUCGCUUGAUACGGACAGCUCCCGGGCGAUGUUUACCGCUGCGUAUGGUACAUCCGUUUGA